Molecule: messenger RNA, 571 nt
Organism: Neodiprion fabricii
Lineage: Eukaryota; Metazoa; Arthropoda; Insecta; Hymenoptera; Diprionidae
Gene: RpS17
Product: 40S ribosomal protein S17
Exons: 3
Coding region: 106-504 (132 amino acids)
Biological process (GO): translation
Cellular component (GO): ribosome
Molecular function (GO): structural constituent of ribosome
Source: RefSeq, a predicted model, not a curated record
CAGUUGUACUGAUUGUAGUUGUGGAAGUAGCCACGAGACCCGGAAACUCAAUCGAAGUAUUUCUCUUUUGGUCGGACUAGCGCCUUUUCCGGUAUACCAGCAAUCAUGGGUCGCGUCAGGACGAAAACUGUCAAGAAGGCCGCACGGGUCAUUAUUGAAAAAUACUACACGCGUCUGACUCUGGAUUUCCACACCAACAAAAGGAUAUGUGAGGAAAUUGCCAUCAUUCCCAGCAAACCGCUUAGGAACAAAAUCGCUGGGUUUGUUACGCACCUGAUGAAAAGACUUCGCCAUAGCCAGGUGCGAGGCAUCUCGAUCAAGUUGCAGGAGGAAGAGAGGGAGCGUAGGGACAACUACGUGCCAGAAGUCUCUGCUCUGGAGCAUGACAUCAUAGAGGUUGACCCUGAAACAAAGGAUAUGCUUAAGAUGCUUGACUUCAGCAACAUUUCUGGACUGCAACUUACACAGCCUGUCGCCCACCAGCAGUUCGGCAGACGUACAUAAAUACACGAACACUCCGUAUAUUUGUCAGAUUUACCUUUUUAAUCAAUAAAGAUGUAAACUGACUUCA